Messenger RNA from Alternaria infectoria, 2304 nucleotides. RefSeq lists its product as uncharacterized. Lineage: Eukaryota; Fungi; Ascomycota; Dothideomycetes; Pleosporales; Pleosporaceae. The transcript has 4 exons. The record is from RefSeq and is a predicted model, not a curated record. Bases 1 to 2304 code for a protein of 767 amino acids.
AUGGAUAUCAGUACGGAACUGGAUGCCUGGGCAAUGGGCGAGGAGAACGAAUACACCCAAUGCACACCCAAGCUCGAAGAGUUCACGCUGUCCAAUUUUAUCUAUGACAACGCUUACGAACAGUUCUCUAUAAUUGUCAACUAUCAUCAGCUUGUGCGAUUAGGGCUUUUCGGGAACUCCGGCGGAACCCAUUACUUUCUCCAGGAGCUUGCCGAAAGUAGCGAGGAGAACAAGCUUCGUUUGAAGCAUAUUGCUGUGGAAAUUGCGGGUGACAUCGCGGAAUCCACUGAGCUCGUUCCUCUGCGAUUAUCCUUGAAUCAGAUAUACAAGGCCUGCGAACCCCUUGAGAGCUUCCAUAUACACUACCCGCACGGCGACCACUCAUCCGACUUUGAUGUGUACGACUUCCUAAAGCCGUUCACUGAUCGCGGGCACAAUUUGCAAAGUCUGAGCUACCACGUCGAACAAUGGAACUGGGGCCAAUUAAACCACGACGUUAUAGAUGUGCUGUACCGGGUAAGCCAGGAAUCCUUUCGACAAGUAAAACAGCUUGCGGUGUACUUCGAGGAAGCAUUGAUGCUUGACGGCCUAUGGAAUGAAGAGGCCAGAUUUAUGAUCUUUAUGGUAAGUGGAAGCUAUCGCAUUCAGAGCGGCACCUCGUUCAAGGAGGCCACAAAACACGCUGGAGUCUGCGUAGACCUCAACCAACUCGCCCUCGAAAAGCUUUACGAGCGCAUCGACAUUCGCCUCUUCAGCGAAAACAACACUAAUUACAUCCUUGAACUACUAAAGGACGUAAAAGAGAACCUCCAGUAUACCAGAGAACUCGUCGUAGAAGAUGAGUGCAUCGCCGAGGAAACCACGUCUGUACAGUACGGCAGCGUUGGACUACCUGACCUUAAAUGUUGGACCGGUUCUGGCGCCACGAAUGCAGAUCCUGAAGUACGCGACAGUCGACUUGAGCAGGUCUUGGAUCUCAUCCCGGCAAAUGCCCUGCGCACAUUCCGUUUCCUCGGUCGACGAUCACUACCGUGGUGGCUGCAUAAGAAGCUCGCAUCGAACCAGAGAAAUAUCACAGACCUUCAAGUCAGUCUUACUAUGGGUCUCUUCGACAACUCUAUAAACAUACUACCAGAACUGUAUCAACGCGAAACGGAUUUGAAACGACUGGACAUGUAUAUCGUCGAUGGGUCGUCACUCAACAACCUGUUACUUGACUAUGUUGAAGCCGUCGGAAGCAACCUGCAAUCCCUGUCUUUGAGCGCCAACAUUAACACUGACGUUUCCAAGCUGCUCCGGAACCACGAAUGGCCACCAUAUCAGCCCAAACUCCCACUAAAAGAACUCAGAUUGACUGGCUUGACAUUGAUGCACAUGUACAACUCCCUAUCGACAAUCAUCGAUUUCAGCAAGCUGCAAAAGCUCGACCUAGUAGAAUGCGCCGGAGCCUUCGGAUUACUGGCGGACAUUACAAAUGCAAUGCCAAAACAGCAGUUCGAUCUUACGCACGUUGCCUUGAACGAAUUUGUUCCUCGAAUUAGCAUCAUCAAUACUGAUGACGAGCGCAACAUAAGUUUGGUCAACUUCUUCAAAUCUUGUCCAAACCUGCGCAGUCUGCACUUUGGUCAUUACGAUCUCGAAGCUCUACCACCAGGGUUGAGACAGUACCUACAAAGUAGAGGCAAGGAGCUCACAAGCCUGAGUCUAUACUCCAAAACCGAGAUAAUCGACGCCGGAGAGUUCGACCUUGUCUGCCGAUCAUGUCCAAAUCUCGAACAAUUUGCCGCCGGGAUCGACGAAGAAUUUAUAAUGGCAGAUGGGUUGUGGUACCACAACCUGAGAGACUUCGUAGACUCCCUCCGCCGCCUCCCCAAACUCCGUACCCUCCAUGUCCACCGCUCUCGCAUCUCUCUGGUCGGUGGCCUUGGCAACGGAUACGGUAACCGCUGGAACACAUCCAUGAUCUCGCUACAAGUGCAAAAGUUCGCAAACCUGCUCUUCGGCGAACUCUACACAACAAACCCAAAUAUCGCCCUCGAAACACUCAUUGUAGGCCACUUGGGGCCGCUCUUAAGGAAGAGCAAUGCUGUCGAGCUGGGCAAUGGGCGUGAGGUCAAUUCGCAGCAUUAUCUACCGCAGUUUUGCUUUGUGAGGAGUCGGCAGGAAGAUCUUUUGGGGAGGACGGCGACGACGGGGGUGAUGGUGAGUCGGGCUGUGUUGAAGAGGACGCAUGAUUAUAUGGGUAUUUUGGAUGUGGAUGCUGGGGUGGAGGCGUGGGAGCAAUGGGUUGGUCAGGCUAUCUGA